AAACAUUGGCGGAGGUGCCAGGCCAGCGAUCGCUCAGUCGGACUGGAAGAAGCGAGCAGGAUGUCGGUCGACAGCGUGUUCCGAACCCGCUCCCUCGGCGUGGCCGCCGAAGGUCUCCCCGAUCAGUACGCCGACGGCAAGGCGGCCAAAGUCUGGGAGCUCUACAUCGGCGACACGCAGAGCCGGACCCUGGAGUACAAGAGCUGGCUGGUGUCCCUCCUGAGGCAGCAGGGCGUGCGCAGGGUCCUGGACGUCGCCUGCGGAACCGGCGUGGACUCCAUCAUGCUGGUGGAGGAAGGCUUCAGUGUCACCAGUGUGGACGCCAGUGACAAGAUGCUGAAGUACGCGCUCAAGUCCAGGUGGGAGCGGAGGAAAGAGAAGGCCUUCGACGAGUGGGUGAUCGAGGAGGCCAACUGGCUGAAUCUGCCGGAGGACAUCCAGAAACCAGGCCACGGAUUCGACGCUGUCAUCUGCCUCGGGAACUCGUUUGCCCAUCUACCAGACUUCAAAGGGGACCAGAGCGACCAGAAACUGGCCCUGCACAACAUCGCCAGCAUGGUCAAACCAGGCGGGAUCCUCAUCAUCGACCACCGCAACUACGACUACAUCCUGGAGACCGGCAGAGCGCCGCAGGGCAAGAACAUCUACUACAAGAGCGACCUCACGCAGGACAUCUCCACCUCAGUGCUGUGGGUCAACAACAAGCCUCACAUGAUCACGCUGGACUACACCAUCCAGGUGCCCCAGGCCAAGGCUCAGGACCUUCCUGACGUCAGCAAGUUCCGCCUCUCCUACUACCCUCACCGCCUGGACAACUUCAAGUCGCUGCUGAGCGAAGCCUUCGGCGGCAAAGUGGAGCACAGCGUCUACGGAGACUUCAAGGAAUACAGUCCUGGUCAGGCGCAGGCGCCGUGCUACUUCAUCCACGUCUGCAAGAAGAGCGCCUGAAGGCCGCCAGCCGCCGUCCACUGUUUACGUCCCGCCGACCCAAAGAAGGCCAGCGUUGAAAACGUUUCUGUGUUUCUGAAGUUUUACCUUCCGACGCACCAAUCAAAACAAGUCUUUUAUACGUGUUUCAGACGAGCUGUGUGUAAAGUUUUAUUGUAAAAUGUUGUGAAUUGACCACACGUGUCUUAAGCCAUGGACAGUAGCUGUGACAUGCUCUCGUUCCAAAAUGACUGAAAACCAAAUAUCAUUUCACACCAAAUGCCUUCAGUGUGAGUUUUAAGCCCUUUAUUUUUUGUCUUCUGUUGAGAGAUGAGUAAUUCUCUUCCAAUUCAGUUCCUCUAACUCCAUCUGUGUUCCUUGUGUGUAGCUUCGCCUGCAUCAGACCAGGAGCUCUCUCGUAGUCCACCUGAAAAUGUGAAUGGUCUUUCUUCCAGUUGACUGACAGUGAAGAGAAUGUUGCUUUUUGGAAUGUUUUUUUCCUGAAAUAAACACCAAAGAGUGUCUUUAAGCACUUCA
Molecule: messenger RNA, 1464 nt
Organism: Synchiropus splendidus (mandarinfish)
Lineage: Eukaryota; Metazoa; Chordata; Actinopteri; Syngnathiformes; Callionymidae
Gene: gnmt
Product: glycine N-methyltransferase
Exons: 6
Coding region: 61-948 (295 amino acids)
Biological process (GO): one-carbon metabolic process; S-adenosylmethionine metabolic process; regulation of gluconeogenesis
Cellular component (GO): cytosol
Molecular function (GO): identical protein binding; glycine N-methyltransferase activity; glycine binding
Source: RefSeq, a predicted model, not a curated record